AUGAAUACAAGGAAAAUGCCAGUUGGCCGUCUGGGCUUUGGACUGAAUCCAGAAAACGCAAAUAAGGCGGUUGAGGUAAAGAAUAAAGGCAAAACAGCACAACUGACUCAUGGCUCUGUUGUUAUUGCUGCAAUUACAUCUUGUACCAACACAAGUAACCCGAGCGUGAUGUUAGCCGCCGGUCUUGUUGCCAAGAAGGCCGUAGAACUUGGGCUGACUUCUCAGCCGUAUACAAAGACUUCUCUUUCUCCUGGAUCUGGAGUUGUGACGAAGUAUCUUGAAGCUUCUGGUCUUCUUCCAUACCUUCAACAACUUGGGUUUCACAUUGUCGGUUAUGGUUGUAUGACAUGCAUUGGAAAUUCUGGUCCUCUUGACGACGAGAUUGCUAAAGCUAUCGAAGAGAACAACCUUAUCGUCGCUGGAGUACUCUCUGGCAAUCGAAACUUCGAGGGUCGCAUUCAUCCACUUGUACGAGCUAAUUAUCUUGCAAGUCCUCCCCUUGCAGUUGUCUACUCCAUUGUUUGGCGAUAA
Molecule: messenger RNA, 531 nt
Organism: Cooperia oncophora
Lineage: Eukaryota; Metazoa; Nematoda; Chromadorea; Rhabditida; Trichostrongylidae
Source: the annotation of a GenBank genome assembly